UUAACUAAUACCAGUUUCGAUAAAGUAUUCGCGCUGAACAGUUCGUACGACAGCGAUCUCCGGCUCUGACUUACCUACGCUACAUACAUACAUACUCGUACAUGCAUAAUAUGUGCAUAUGAGCGACUCUAAAGCGGACGUCUGAGCUAUUUUUUUUUGUUGUUUCCUGCAAUUUGGUGCUAGGCGGCGGUCCGUUUAUUUUUUCGUUCACUUUUUUGCAUAAAAAAAAUUUACCUUUAUUUGGUUUUCAACGUUGGGUCUAUGCUUCCGUGCGGUGCGACUACAAAUUGCGGUCAAAGUUGAUAGUCUUAUGAUUUUUUGUAAGAAAAAAUAACAAAACAAAACAAAAAAACUAUAUACAAACAUUACAACAAUAAAUGUGAACUUAAAACAACCGCAAAAGAACUAGGAAAAAAUUCGAAAAUACCCAAAUCGUUAAACGAAGAUAAUUUUGUGAUCGAAACUGAGAAUUUUCGAAUGUGAAAGGCUGAAUUUCUGUUCAUCAGUGUAUAAAUCAAAAUAGGAAAACAACAACAACGGCAGGCUGAGCAGAAAACCGCUGUUGUUGUCAUACAUAUACACGUACGCCACGGAUCCCAACAGCUCUAUCCCUCUAGCGAUUUGAAAGUGUUUUUGUAAAAAGCCGUCAAAAUUGGUCGCCUAACGAAAACUUCAUUUGUACUCAACGACUACAAGGACGACGACAUGGGUUUCAGUUCGCGCAUGGAUUGCUGCGGGCAAUUCGUUAAAUACAGUCUUUUCAUAUCGAAUUUAAUAAUAUUUAUUGGCGGCGCAACUGUAUUUACACUUACCUUAUGGACCUUGGUCGAUCGUAGUUUUAUGAACGAGCUAUUGGGCACGAAUCUAUUUUCGGGCGCUGUUUAUGUGUUGUUGGUGACAUCGGUUGCUAUUUGUUUACUCUCGUUUUUGGGUUGUGUUGGCGCGGGCAAAGAAGUCAAAUGUCUGCUGUUGACGUACUUCAUCAUUGUGGCGUUGGUCUUUGUAACAAUGCUAAUCGGUGGCAUACUGGGUUAUGUCUUCAGGGAACGUGUACAGCAGACAAUGCGACAGGAAAUGCGCGCCACAAUGCAACUCUAUGGCAGCCGACGUGAUGUCACCUUGGCUUGGGAUCAAACGCAGGAACGUUUACAGUGCUGUGGCGUAGACACUUGGCAUGACUGGAAUCGUUAUGGCCCCAUACCGGAAUCGUGUUGUCAAGAGUUGUUCGGUGGACAGCGCAAGGACUGCAGCAUUUUUCCAACAAUAACCAAUCUCUACAGUCAGGGUUGUUUGUAUGUAACGACCAAUUUUAUACGUGAUCAUGCGGCGUUAAUUGGUGGCACUUCCAUAGCGGUGGCCAUAUUAAUGAUAUUUGGCAUGAUCUUCUCAUGUCUGUUAUUCAAUAUGAUUGAAUAGUUAUGGUUAUGGAGAAGUUGCUGUGGCGGUAUGGAGAAGAACAAGCAUAGUUUAUAAAUAGUAUAAUAAAUAAUAAAAUGUUAUUAAUAAUAAUCAGCUGUAACUGAUUAGUAAUUUGAAAGCGCUUACACAUACACUUUUACAUAAACACACACACACAUACACCAAAGCGCACAUACAUAUUUAAAUAUUACACUUACAUACAUACAGCGAUUUAAUUACAUACAAAUAUAUAUAUAGCCACAUAAACACAUUAAACCCAAACUGCUUGAGAAAGUUGUUAACCUCACUACACUCAGAAAUGCUGCGCCUAAAAUCAUGCCUCAAAAAAUUCAUUGAGCGUGAAGAAAAACACAAAAUCUGUACGUAGCAUGCAGUGUAGUCAUUAGUUUUGUGAUGGUGUUUAGAAUAGGUCUAAAUAAAAUUAACUAUUAAAAAUGUACAAAAAUAUGGCAUGAAAAUCACAUUUUAACGCAAAUAAUACGCCUUACAUAUACAAAGCGCUCUUAGUAAAAUAAAUUCUAUAUUAUGUUUCGUAUAAGUAAGCAAUAUUUCUUUGUCGUCCCAUUUAUCACUCAGUCGUCCAUUUUUAUUGUAAAAUAUAUUUAAUUUUAAGUAAUUACAUUAACAAAUUGUGCUUAAUUGUUUAAUUUUGUCUACGAAAUUGUGCGAAAUCUAAACGCAACUGUAUCAAGAAAAGUAUUAUUUACGAAUUUGUAAGUGAAAAUAAAUAAUAUUAUAUAUGUUAAUUGG
Ceratitis capitata (Mediterranean fruit fly) is the source of this 2169-nucleotide messenger RNA. RefSeq names its product CD151 antigen. The coding region runs from base 706 to 1416 and encodes 236 amino acids. NCBI's taxonomy places the organism in Eukaryota, Metazoa, Arthropoda, Insecta, Diptera, Tephritidae. Gene Ontology annotation, cellular component: membrane. The record is from RefSeq and is a predicted model, not a curated record. The transcript is spliced from 8 exons.